UUCCCUCUCCAGGUGACAGUGGUGAAGGUGCCUGGCGUGAGCUUCUCUGCCCUGGGAGCUGCCUGGGAGCUGCCUUCUGUCCCCAGGCUGCCACUGUCCUCUGGGCCUGUCCAGCUCCACACCGGCUCCCACCAGCUGGUCCCAGUCACCACCAGGCAGGGGGUCCCAGGGACCCUGGGGCAGGUGGUGCAUCUUCCCUCUGUGGUGCAUCUUCCCCAGCUGGUGCAGCUGCCCCUUGGGGCUGCUCUCUGUCCCACUGCCUAUGGCUGGGUACAGCAGGUGGUGAUGGGGACACUGCUGCCCUACCAGCCAAGAGCUGUGGUCCAGGAAGAGGCCCUUUACCCCAUAGGCUCUAAUGUAUUCCACAUCCACAAUCAACCUGCCCUGGCUCUACCAGAUGGCACAACUACGAUGGAGCCCGAAGAAGUGAUGACCACAGAUCUCCCUGGAGACGGAUCAGCUGCCACCACAGAGACCAUUCCUGAGCAGGCAGGGGACAGCACAGACACACAUCUAUUUGCCUGGCCUGACACUGCAGUGAAUGAGGACACUGCCCUUGACAGCCCCAACAGCUCCACCUUGGAUGCUCUCCUGGAAGAACUCUCUGAGUAUCUGGAGGACAGUGGCUGCCUUGACAAUCAAGUGGAGUUGGCACAGCAAGGGGACAAUGAGGACACCAUCUUGGCCGCCAAUGUCCCCAGCCUGACAGCUGAGGACUUUGAUGAGUUCAUUGAAUUCUGUGAAUUCCUGCUGGAAGACGACCAUCCCAAGAAGCCGGUGGUGGAGGUGCAGCAAAGGAAUAGCCAGGAUAUCAUCCCUGCCAUCCCCAACCUGAUCCCCUCUGCCAGCCCACCUAUUGCCUCCCAGCCUCAGUCAUCCCACACAGUGCAGAUGGAGGAGGAGGCACUGCAGAUGCAGCCAACAGGCAUCAUCACUAUGCCUGUGCCCCCAAAAACAGGACAGCUGGCAGCAGCCAGGCCAAGAGCUAUGCACCAGCCAGCACCCCCACGAGCUAAGAGACCUUCCCGCAGGACUAUGGCCAAGCCAGCAAGAAAAAGACGACGGCAGUGAUGCAGCACCAAGGCCAGAAGACAAUCUGAGCCAGUGACCUACAUCCAGACUCCCAGCCCUCUCCUACACUCCUCAUUCCCAUUUAGUCAUUAAAGGCUUGUUUUGCAUCUC
Messenger RNA from Parus major (Great Tit), 1182 nucleotides. RefSeq lists its product as uncharacterized. The record is from RefSeq and is a predicted model, not a curated record. NCBI's taxonomy places the organism in Eukaryota, Metazoa, Chordata, Aves, Passeriformes, Paridae. Bases 286 to 1071 code for a protein of 261 amino acids. The transcript is spliced from 2 exons.